AUGGCGGACUUAAUGCCUAAAGGCAUUCUCUACCAGUCAACCAAAGCCAACCAUAACUUCAACUACUCCUACUUCUUUAACUUCAACUUCUCCUACUUCUUCAACUUCAUCUUCUCCAACCUUUUUUACUUCUUCAAUUUUAACUUCUCCAACUUCAACUUCUUCAACAACUCCAACUUCUUUAUCUUCCUAACCUUCUUCGACUUCUGCAACUUCUUCAUCUUAGUCAACUUACUUAACUACUUCAACUGCGCCAGCGUAUUCAACUUCUUCAACUUCAUUAACUUCUUUAAGUUCUCCAUCUUACAAAUUCUUCAAAUCUCCGACUUCUUUAUCUUCCUAAACUUCUUCAAUUUAUCCAAUUUCUUCAACUACAAAUUCUCCAGCUAUCAACUUCUUCAACCUUUUCAACUUCUUCAACUUCAACUUUACCAACUUCAAAUUCAACUUCUCCAACUCUAA
Messenger RNA from Cydia splendana, 462 nucleotides. RefSeq lists its product as uncharacterized. The record is from RefSeq and is a predicted model, not a curated record. The coding region runs from base 1 to 462 and encodes 153 amino acids. NCBI's taxonomy places the organism in Eukaryota, Metazoa, Arthropoda, Insecta, Lepidoptera, Tortricidae. The transcript has a single exon.